Paracoccidioides brasiliensis Pb18 is the source of this 834-nucleotide messenger RNA. RefSeq lists its product as uncharacterized. Bases 1 to 834 code for a protein of 277 amino acids. The record is from RefSeq and is a predicted model, not a curated record. The transcript is spliced from 3 exons. Gene Ontology annotation, cellular component: ascospore wall; prospore membrane; lipid droplet.
AUGGCAGACAGGCUCAAAGCUCUGUUUAUGAACGAGGUCAAUGAUCUCAAAGUGUUUCUCACAGAAGCAGCCAGAUCAGGCACAUACUUGUACCCCUUCCAGGGAAUCCUCUAUUUCUUCUACCACCGCUCUCUCUGGCAGCCCCUCAUAUCCAAGAUCGGCCCAACAAUCACUCUCGGCCUCGCCGUAACCACCACAAUGUUCUUCUUCACCUACAUCCCCCAAGUAGCCAUCUUAGCCUUCACCAGCGGACCCCUUGCCCCAUUUUCUGCAAUCCUCCUCGUGCUCAGCGAGAGCUCCACAAUCACAAACUACCUCUCACGCAGCUUCAUCCUCCGAGAUUCCCUCGUUGAUAUCUUCGACGGCACGCUGGUUGCACGCGGAGAGACGGCGCUUGUCGCCGAGGGCCGACAGAUCAAGGGCAGCACUGCAUCAGAUCCUGUAGCACGGCUGGGAGAUGUGAUUCGUAAACCGACGAAGGUAUUCUCGUUGUCGUCGAUGAUGAGGUCGUUGAUGUAUUUGCCGUUGAACAUGAUUCCGGUGGUGGGAACGGUGUUGUAUGUUAUUUCUCAGGGGAAGAGGUUAGGGCCUGUGACACAUGAGAGAUACUUCCAGUUGAAAGGGUGGGAUGGGAAGAAAAGGGAAGCGUGGGUGUCGGCUCACAAGGCUGCGUAUACAAGUUUCGGGGCAGCGGCGUUUGUUCUGGAAAUGGUUCCCUUUGCAUCUCUGGCUUUCUCAUACACCAACACGGUUGGCGGGGCACUUUGGGCUUCCAACCUUGAGAGAUCUAUUUACAAGGCACCCACCAUGGAUCAGACGAAAAAAUUGGAGUAG